Dovyalis caffra is the source of this 1350-nucleotide messenger RNA. NCBI's taxonomy places the organism in Eukaryota, Viridiplantae, Streptophyta, Magnoliopsida, Malpighiales, Salicaceae. The record is from the annotation of a GenBank genome assembly.
AUGAUGAUUGGAGUGCCUGAUGUAUUUUCUUGGAUCAGGAACGCUGAUUCAGCCAAAACUGCUUGGGAUGCUUUGUCCAAAAAGUCAUUCAGAAACCCAUUCACAACAAAAGAAUUUGCUAGCUCUGAACACAUUCGAGUUCCAGAACUACUCAAGUAUAUAUAUCAAGGUGAUUCGAAUUCCGUAGGAAACUUUCUUCAGGAGCAUCCAGAUGUAAUAAAUGCAAAGAUUACACCCUUUGGCACAACAGCUCUUCAUGUAGCAACUCUUGCUGGAAAAGUGGAGAUUGGGACAAAGUUGGUGGAGUUAAUGUCUCCAGAAGCCUUGGCGAUACAGGAUGUUUAUGGUCGAACGGCCCUCCAUUAUGCUGCUAAUACAAGAAUGGCUAGAUACAUGGUGGAAAAGAAUGAAAAUUUGGUCACCAUUGCUGAUAAAUGGCGAGUUGUCCCAGUUGUAUCUACCAGUCAAUGGGCCCGGAGGGAUAUGACUGUCUAUCUUCUCUCAAAAACUCCUUUCCAACUGCUAACUGGAGAAAAUAUUGGCAAUGGAUCUUUACUCCUCCAAUGGACUGUAGUGUCCAAAAUCAUUUUUGAUGAGCAGAAGAGCCAGAUAUGCUUCCAAUUGAGAAAUUUAGAGAUAAACACUGUAGAUCCACUUAAAUUGGACAACAAUGGCAGAGUUCUGCCAACAUCUGAUCAGAAGAGGGAUGCCAUAAGUUACACAUAUAGGUUACAAUUGAAUAUGGCUAAUGCAGUUCUUCCUGAAAUCCAGAGACAUGAUAUUCAUAACUAUGAUUAUUGGAGUGCCUGCAUGAGAAGCUAUCUCUUGUCUCAAGAUCUCUGGGACAUUAUCAAACCUCCUCCUACUGAUCAAGCAGUUGCUGCUGAUCAUGAAGCAGAAUAUAAGGCAUGGAGGAUUAAAAAAGCCACGGCUUUACUUGCCAUUCAGACUUCCUGUACCCCAGAUAUAUUUUCUUUGAUUAGCCACAUUGAUUCAGCUAGAAUUGCAUGGUAUACGUUGUUCGAAGCCAAUUUAUCUAGAAAGUCAUCAUUUCAGUCAGCAUCACAAGUAACGUUAACACUUAAUACAAAACCAAGUACUUUGGGUGCAGUAAAGCCGGUAUUACACGAUGAUUACGCUCAAUAUGCUGACCUAGUAAAGUAUGUACAUGGAGGUAAUUGGCAUUCCACGAGAAGCUUUCUUGACCAACAUCCAGAGGUAAUAAAUGCAAAGAUUUCAUCCUCUGACUCAACAGCCCUUCAUAUGGCGGCUCGCGCUGGAAAAGUGGAGAUUGUGGGAAAGUUGGUAGAGUUAAUGUCUCCAGAAGCCUUUGGCGAUACAGGAUUCUAA